Molecule: messenger RNA, 2358 nt
Organism: Rotaria socialis
Lineage: Eukaryota; Metazoa; Rotifera; Eurotatoria; Philodinida; Philodinidae
Source: the annotation of a GenBank genome assembly
AUGGCCAGCAAUGAUAAGAAUUUAAGUUUGGAUGAUGUUUGGGCAAAAGUAUUAGUGGGUAUUGAACGUAUUUAUCAAUUUCAACAGAUGUCACCUACAGAAUAUAUGGUGCUUUACAGUCAUGUUUAUAAUUUUUGUACAAAUACUAAUGCACAAGGAUCUGCAUCGAGAACAGUAUCGAAAUCUACGGGAAAGCCUGGUAGUAAUAAUCGAGUUAAUGUAAAUGAAGGAGCAAACAUUGUUGGUGGUGCAUUAUAUGAAGAAUUAAAAAAACAUUUAAAAGUUUAUUUGGAAAAAAUCUGCGGAAAAGGGCUCGAUCUACAAGGCGAAAGCGUACUGCGUUUCUAUACCGCAAACUGGGAACAAUAUCGAUUUUCAAGUAAAGUAACAAAUGGUUUUUGCCAUUAUCUAAAUCGACAUUGGGUACGACGAGAAUAUGAUUCAGGACGAAAAGAUAUUUAUGAAAUUUUUACGAUGGCAAUGGAAAUAUGGCAGUUGGUAUUUUUUGAUCCAUUGAAUAGACAAGUAACAUUAGCAUGUCUUCAAUUGAUCAAAGCUGAACGUCAAAAUGAAGUCAUCAAUACCCGACUGAUUAGUGGAGUUAUACAAAGCUAUGUUGAACUUGGUUUCGCCGAGAACUCAUCUCUACAAAGUUCAAAUCAACAAAUAACAUCGCCGACAUUGAAGAUCUACAAAGAUUUCUUUGAAGCACCAUUUCUUCAAGAUACAGAACAAUUUUAUCGUCUUGAAGCAGCUAGUUUUCUCGUGCAUAAUUCUGUUACUGAAUAUCUAAAAAAGGUAGCUCAACGUCUUGAUGAAGAAGUUCAUCGUGUACAAUCCUAUUUACAUCCAUCAACAUUGGCAGCAUUGAUUAAAAAAGUUGAAGAAGUACUUAUUCGUGAUCAACUUGAAGUAAUUUAUACUGAAGCAAAGGCACUAUUGCAUAAUGAAAAACAUUCAGAUUUGGCACUUCUAUACAAAUUGGUGAGCCGAGUACCAAAUGCAACUCUUGAAUUGAAGAAGAUUGUUGAAGAUCACAUCCGCCAAAUGGGUAUUGAUGCCAUUGAACGUGCCAGUGUCAGUGCGCUUAAUGAUCCUAAACUUUAUGUUGAGACUAUUCUUGACAUUCAUACAAAAUUCUUUAAACUUGUACAAGAAGCUUUUAGUAGUGAACAAGGUUUUACGGCUGCUCUUGAUAAAGCCUGUGGUAAAUUCAUUAAUAAUAAUGCAGUAACAACAGCAGCUGGUAAUACAACAAAGUCACCUGAACUAUUAGCUCGAUAUUGUGAUGCACUUCUACGGAAAGGAAGUAAAGCUGUAGAAGAGACAGAUCUCGAAGAAAAAUUUAAUCAAAUAAUGGUUGUUUUUAAUUAUGUUGAAGACAAAGAUGUCUUUCAAAAAUUCUAUGCCAAAUUGUUAGCGAAACGUUUAGUCGGUCAAUUAAGUGCAUCGGAUGAUUACGAAGAAUCUAUGAUUACGAAACUAAAACAAGCAUGCGGUUUCGAAUAUACAAGGAAGUUACAACGAAUGUUUCAAGAUAUUGGCGUUAGUAAAGACCUCAUUGAUCAAUAUCGAACAUAUUGUGAAAAAAAUAAGCUUGAUGAUAUUGUUGAUUUUUCUGUCAUGGUUCUCAGUUCAAAUUCGUGGCCAUUUUCGGCGCCACCUAAUUUUGUUCUCUCACCUGAACUUAAACGAACAUUUGACUGUUUCACUAAUUUUUAUACUCAACAACAUAAUGGUCGUAAAUUGACAUGGCUUCAUCAACAUUCAAAAGGCGAUAUACAAACCUUGUAUACGAAACCGAAAUAUAUUUUACAUGUAUCAACAUAUCAGAUGGUAGUUUUACUAUUAUUCAAUAAAUCUGCUAGUUGGACAGUUGAACGAAUGCAAGAUGAAACUCAAAUUAAAAUUGAUUUAUUCUUGCAAGUUCUUUGCGGUUUAUUGAAAAGUAAAUUGAUCAUUUGCCCGGAAAUCAAUGAUGAUGAAAUCGACGAAGAACUGAAAGAGACAGAUAUCAAAAUGCAUCAUAAUAUUCUGGUAGCUGAAGAUUUCAAGAGUAAAAAAAUAAAAAUUAAUUUAAAUGUUCCGUUAAAAUCAGUCGAACAAAAAGAUAUUGAAGGUUUACAUAGAACUAUUGAUGAAGACAGAAAAAUGGUUAUUCAAGCUGCCAUUGUUCGAACAAUGAAAGCACGACAAACAUUAAAACAUGCUCUACUUAUGCAAGAAGUUAUUCAACAAUUAAGUUCACGCUUCAAACCCAAAAUACCUGUGAUUAAAAAAUGCAUUGAUAUUUUAAUAGAAAAAGAAUAUCUUGAGCGUCAAUCAAAUGAAAAAGAUGUACUACGCUACUUGGCUUAA